Olea europaea var. sylvestris is the source of this 1244-nucleotide messenger RNA. RefSeq lists its product as uncharacterized. The transcript has a single exon. NCBI's taxonomy places the organism in Eukaryota, Viridiplantae, Streptophyta, Magnoliopsida, Lamiales, Oleaceae. Bases 170 to 1093 code for a protein of 307 amino acids. The record is from RefSeq and is a predicted model, not a curated record.
UACACUAACCCCACCCCCACCCCCAACCCCAAAACGAAGAUAGAAUGUGCAAGACAGAAAAACACCAAGAAAUAGAAAAGGGAGGCCAACAGGUAUUUCUUGGUUGCAGAUACAGCGCGGUGUGUAUGUAUAUAAAGAGAGAGAAAGAGGGAGGAGAAAGAGAGAGAAAAUGAAAGGUUUAUCAAAGCCAAUAUCAAGUCCAAGCAGGGCAGAGAAAUUUCCGCCGCCAUUGAUGAGAUUCUUGAGGAGCAAUGCGGGAAGCAGAAGCAGAGGCAGAGGCAGGUCACGUUUGAGUCCAAUGUUUCGCAUGCGUAACAAAAAGGAUGCUGCGCCAGUUGUUGAACCAUCCUCUCCAAAAGUUACUUGCUUUGGUCAAGUCCAAGUGAGGACUUCUUCCUCCAAAACAAACUCCUCACGACCCCCCAUAAAUGGUUCCUCCGCCGCUGUAUACCGUCCCUGCCGGUGGUUUAGGAAAACUCUGUUUUUCCAUAAAAUAAUUUCAUCGAAGUUUCAAAGACCAAGGCCUUCUUGCGGAGGGGGUUUGUGUUUUGGCUCAGGGUUUUGCAGGAAAGCUAACGCAACAGAGAAUUCUUUCAGGGUUGAUUCGAACCAAGGAACCCGAAGGAACGAAACCCAUAAAAUUGACAGGAAUUUUGGCAAGGUUGAAGCUCGAAUUCAAGAAAAUAUAGAGAAUAUUCUUGAUUCUUCACCACCAAGAAAUGCUUUACUAUUAACUAGGUGCCGUUCUGCACCUUAUAGAUCUUCAUCAUUAGCAGGCCAGUUCUGGGGUUCUCCAUUAGCCUCAACAGAAACUAAGCAUGACACAGAAAUUGAAGCAAAACCAGAGCAUGAAUUUCCAGAAUUACAGAAGCCCAGCUGUGAAAAUGUGAGGCCGGAUUCAAGAAGAAAUCAAGAAUCUGAAAAUUCAGUGAAUAAUGUUCCAGGUUCAAACGAAAAUGCCGGAGGUGCAGUGCAUCCUUUACUACUAACGAGGUGUAAAUCAGAACCGGCAAGAACAGGAGAAAUGCUUAAUCCGGAUAUUAAUUUCUUUCUGGAGGCGAAGAAGGUUAGGUAUAGUUAUCCCUGUUCAUAACAUAAUUCAAUAGAAAUUGAGAUCUUCAAUUAGCAGAACGUGUCGAGUCUGUUUCUGUUUUCUGAAGUUAUAUAAACAAACAUUGUGCGAUACUGAGAUUAAUCUUUUUGCUUGUCUUCCCUGAAUUGAAAAUUGGAAGUUUCUAAUUCUA